Molecule: messenger RNA, 1608 nt
Organism: Electrophorus electricus (electric eel)
Lineage: Eukaryota; Metazoa; Chordata; Actinopteri; Gymnotiformes; Gymnotidae
Product: Annexin domain-containing protein
Cellular component (GO): plasma membrane; cytoplasm; vesicle membrane
Molecular function (GO): calcium ion binding; phosphatidylserine binding; calcium-dependent phospholipid binding
Source: RefSeq, a predicted model, not a curated record
AGUAGCAGUUUCUUUUAAAUACAUGAGGCUGUCCUUCGUUGAGUCUUGGGCGGAAGUUUGAAGCGCCUCCCGGUAAUAAAUGAAGAGCCAAAUAUUUGAUAAGCGCUGCGUUCACAUCACACCCUAGUUACAGUCAUUUACCACCGAGAAGACCAGGGACGUUUCACUGCGGGGUUAGCGUCCACGUCGGUACUGAGCCAUGGAAAGCAUUUUGGAGACCAUGGAUUACAUACCCAUGAACAGACCUAUGUGGUGGGGAACCCUUGGUACCGUGCGUCCGUUUCUGCCUUUUGACCCUGUUAUGGACGCACGUCAGAUUUACGCUGCCCUGGAAAAGAAAAGCACUGAUGUCAUGACGCUGGUAAGGAUCAUCACCAACAGGACCAACGCCCAGAGACAGAGCAUUGCUACGGCCUAUAACAACCUCACACAGAAGGACCUCGGCGCCGCUCUGAAGAAAGCGCUCUCCGGGCCCCUGGAGGAGCUCCUGCUGGCGCUCAUGAUGACUCCAGCUGGCUUUGAUGCCUCUCGGCUACGACAGGCCAUGGAGGGUUUAGGCACAGAUGAAGAAGCACUUUUGGAAGUGCUGUGUACUAGAUCUCCUGAUCAGCUUCGAGACAUCACGGUAGCGUACAAGGAGGCUUACAGCCGUUACCUGGAGAAUGAUCUGAUCGGUGAAACAAGCAAAGACUUCACCAGUCUAGUGCUGGCCAUACUCAAGAAGGAGGAGAUAAACCGGCAGGGCGUGAUUGAUUACCAGCUCAUUGACCAAGACGUCAGGAAUCUUAAUGAUGGUGUGAGUGGAAAGAAAUCUGACCCUGCCCCCUGGAUCCAAAUACUGACCUCUCGUAGUUUGGACCAUCUCAAUAGAGUGCUUUCCACGCUGGAGGAGCUGAAAGGAGAGGCAGUAGACAAAACCAUCCAGAAGCACUUUUCAGGAGACCUUCGACUUGGCCUGCGCAUUUUGGUGCGCACCAUCCAGAACACACCCCUGUUCCUGGCCCAGCGCUUACAAGCCUGCAUGAAGAAGAAUGCUGUAGUUCGAGGCAUCCUGGUGGCUCGGAGUGAAGAGGACCUCCUAUGGGUUAGGGUUGAGUUCCGUAAACUGGCCAACGUCUCUCUCUACACAACCAUCCAGAAAGAAUUCAAGGGGGAUUUACAGGCAGCCCUUCUGGCCCUGUGUCGGUCCGAGGACGUCUGAGGACAUCCGAGGGGACACACAACCGCUCAGCGCGCCACACUGGACAUUCCUCCUCAGUUCCCAUCCUCCACUUGUUUAGCCGCGCCGCUUUCCAUUAGGACAUCCCCCUGCUUCCUUUGGUCAGGACCCACAUGAACCAUGUGUGGAAUUUUACUCCGAACAAUACGUGUAGUAGGAGCAGAAAUCGCUCUGUGCCCCACAGCGUCCGUCACCGCCAGGAGUCAAGUACUAAUAUCCAUUAAGAGGGCUGGGAUUUGGGAUUUGGGAUUUGGUUCGGGUGUGGGUUCUGUUUUUCCGUGCAGUCUGAAUACCACAGAUGUCAAUUGGGAAAUCUAAAUCUUUUUAUUUAAUUUGUUCAGCAAUAAAUUUGUUCUGUUUUCUCUGCCCCAUAAUUAAACUUCACCUGU